UUCACUUUUUCCCUCCCUAUCGCGCGUCAACAGUCUGGUCGGCUUCUGGGUUUGCGGGGAAGAGAAGCGGGCUGUCUCCGUCCACGCGGCUCCGCCACGCUGCGCUCCCCCAACUGUGUGUGCGACGUGUGUGUUUGGCGGGCGUGGGGGGUUUUCUCCCCCCUCGCGGAGGAGGUCCUCUUGGCCGGAGACCCCCCGCCCCUCUCGGCGUCCUUCUGCUGCGCGUUCCCGGCGGCGGCAGAAGGGGGAGGCGGCGAGGGCGGGCGCCGUCUUGUUGGCUCCCUCCGCCGUCCACGCAUUCUUGAGAAAGGAGCAAGAGCAACAAAGGAGGCCCGCGCUGAGGAGCAGGCGGAGGCGGCCAAACAUCGAGGCCGCUCUUCUUCGCCGCGUCUUCGGAAGUUUGGCAAAAGUUGGCGCAAAGUUUUGGGGAAAGCUGCGGAAGGCGAAGAGCGCGAUCUGGCGGCGCGGCGCGGCGCGGCCCGGCGCCCUCCCCUCGGACACAAAAGCCCCCCCUUUCGGGGGGAAGGGGGGAGACGAGGAGAAAGGAGGUCGGGGGCUGCUGCUGCUUCCGCCGCCGCCGCCUUUGGGAGGAGAGGGGGUCUCGCUGGAUCAUGGCCUCCGGCGGGGCCCUCGCCGAGGCGCCGUUCCCCCGCCUGGCCGUCCCGCCGGCCCUGAGAGUCCCGGGACGAGGCGCCGCCAUCGGGCAGCCCGGUGCGCCUUAGGCGCACGGCGGAGGGAGGCGGCGGCUCGAUGGCCCGCCUGGGGCCCGACCGGUGCCUGCCCUGGGGGCUCGCCUGCCUCUGCUUCUGCCUCGGGCUGGGCGGCGGGGCGGCAGCAGCAGCAGCGACGCUCAACGGCAGCGCGGCGGGCCGGGACGAGGCGCGGUGCAAGCGCGAGGCGCCCUGCGAGGCGCUCCAUCAGAGCGUCUGCCUGGGCUCGCCGCUGCCCUACGCCGCCACCUCAACGCUCCUGGCCGAAGACUCCAGCUCACAGGAGGAGGCGCACGACAAGCUGCUCCUCUGGUCCGGUUUACGAAAUGCCCCUCGCUGCUGGGACGUGAUCCAGCCCCUCCUCUGUGCUGUGUACAUGCCCAAGUGUGAGGAUGGCAAGGUGGAGCUGCCCAGCCAAACUCUGUGCCAAGCCACACGUGGCCCUUGCACCAUUGUGGAACGGGAGCGUGGCUGGCCUGACUUCCUCAAAUGCACCACCAUUCGCUUUCCAGAGGGUUGCCCGAAUGAGGUCCAGAACAUCAAAUUCAACAGCUCAGGACAGUGCGAGGCCCCCCUGGUCCGGACAGACAACCCCAAGAGCUGGUAUGAGGAUGUUGAAGGCUGUGGCAUCCAGUGCCAGAACCCCCUUUUCACCGAAAAGGAGCACCGUGAAAUGCACGUCUACAUUGCCGCCUUCAGCUCUGUUACUAUUUUUUGUACCUUCUUUACCUUGGCCACUUUUCUCGCUGACUGGAAGAACUCCAACCGGUACCCAGCUGUCAUCCUCUUCUACGUGAACGCCUGCUUCUUCAUGGGCAGCAUUGGCUGGCUGGCCCAGUUCAUGGACAGGGCCCGCAGCGAGAUUGUGUGCCGUGCCGACGGAACCAUGCGUUUGGGGGAGCCCACCUCCAAUGAGACUCUUUCCUGCGUGAUCAUCUUCGUCAUUGUCUACUACUCUUUGAUGUCAGGCGUCAUCUGGUUCGUCAUGCUGACCUAUGCUUGGCACAUGUCCUUCAAGGCGCUGGGUACCACCUACCAGCCGCUGGUGGGCAAGACCUCUUACUUCCACCUGGUGACCUGGUCCAUCCCCUUUGUCCUCACGGUUACCAUUUUGGCUGUUGCCCAGGUGGACGGGGACUCUGUCAGCGGCAUCUGCUUUGUGGGCUACAAGAAUUACCGCUACCGAGCUGGUUUUGUCCUGGCUCCCAUCGGCCUGGUGUUGAUGGUCGGUGGCUAUUUCUUGAUCAGAGGUGUGAUGACCUUGUUUUCCAUCAAAAGCAACCACCCGGGCCUCCUGAGCGAAAAAGCCGCUAGCAAAAUCAACGAGACGAUGCUCCGCCUGGGGAUCUUUGGCUUUCUAGCCUUUGGGUUCGUCUUCAUCACUUUCGGUUGCCACUUCUACGACUUUUUCAACCAGGCGGAAUGGGAGCGGAGUUUCCGGGAGUAUGUCCUGUGUGAGGCCAACGUGACGAUUGCUACCCAGACCAAUAAGCCAAUCCCUGACUGCGAGAUCAAGAACCGUCCCAGCCUACUGGUGGAGAAGAUCAAUCUCUUUGCCAUGUUUGGGACAGGUAUUUCCAUGAGCACCUGGGUAUGGACCAAAGCUACCCUCCUCAUCUGGAAGCGCACCUGGUGCAGGCUGACGGGCCGGAGCAGCAACGAGCCCAAGAGGAUCAAGAAAAGCAAGAUGAUUGCCAAGGCCUUCUCGAAGCGCAAAGAGCUGCAGCACAACCCCAACCAGGAGCUCUCCUUCAGCUUGCGCACUGUGUCGCACGAGGGGCCUGUCGCUGGUUUGGUUUUUGAUAUCAACGAGCCGUCGGAAGACAUGUCCUCUGCUUGGGCUCAACACGUGACCAAGAUGGUGGCCAGAAGAGGAGCCAUCUUGUCUCAGGACGUCUCUGUUACGCCUGUAGCGACACCUGUGCCCCCUGAAGAACGGGCCAACUUGUGGCGGGUGGAGGCGGAGCUCUCUCCCAGGCGGGAGAAGAAAGCGAGUGGCAAGAAGAAGAAGAAGAGGCGGACGAAGAAGGAGGUCUGCCCGACGGGGCCCGACGGCGACCUCUGCAACCUGGACCGCUUUGCCCCGCAGCGCCUCAGCUCCGUCCCACGCCUCCCGCAGCUCCCCAAGACCAAGUGCUUUGUCUCCAGCCCCAGGGAGUCUCAGGCCUUGAACAACAUCCUCUCACCGAGGGCCUACCCAGAAUGGCGGCCUGGCACUCGGCCCCAAGAGGACCCAUUCUCCGAAAUAAACCGGGACCUGCACCCUGCCCUCGGCUGCCGACGAAACAGCACUCUGAAUCCCAUCAGCCAUCCCUUCUGCCCGGAUAAUGGCCCUCAGGAAGAGGGGGGACCCGGAAGCAGCGCCUGGCUGUACCCCGGGCAUCAGCAGGCGCUCCCUCACGGCGCCCAUUUCCAGCUUCCCUCCAGGGGUGUGGCUCCGGCCUCUGUCUUUCUUGGCAGCACCCCAUACUGGGCACCGCAGGCUCAAGGGGGGAGGCGAGGGGGCUUGCCCCCCAUCCACUCCAGGACAAACCUCAUGGAUGCAGAGGUGCUGGACAUGGAUUCCGACUUCUAGGAUUUGGGAAGAACCCCUUUUCCAGGGUUGGGUUUUUUUGAGGGGGGGUCAUUUGGUUGUAGAUCAGCCAUGAGUGUCUGUUGGGGGCGAGAAGUGGAUGUUGGACCUUGACGUCUGAUCCACCCACCUUCUCCUCAGAAUGGUCCUCUUGCUUCUGCUCCGUCCGGAGGCCACUUUCGUGCUGAAAUUCAUGAGUGAAGAGAUUCUUUUUAGAGCUCCUGUUUUUGGCCUUUGCACGAAAGGCAAAGCCUUCAUUUCUGAAUGCCGAAAGCGGGGUUUGUCGUGAACCUCAGCCCAUCCCUGGUUGCCUUUUGAGAAUUACUCUCCUUCUCAGUCCCUCGAGGGAACUGGAUUCCUGCUAAAUUUUGCAUGCCCCAGCACAUCUGAGGUCUCCCCACAGUUUGCUGAGGAAAGCAGGCAGGCAGGCCAGGGGUUGGCAUUGCUCAGCUUGGCCCAGGACCUGCAUGGAUCUCGCAGAAUUUAUUUAUUGCUUUGAGGCGUCGAGGGCCAGGGAGGAUUCCCAGCAGCACCAGCAGCCGCCUCUGUGCGGCAAGACGUUAAAGAGGGUCACUAGUCUUCUCUCUGCCCAUCCAAACAGAACCUCGUGGGGGCUUGCUCACGCCCCCAAAUGACUCUUUCAAAUGGAACUUCAGCGCUUGCUUUAGAGCAGAUCGAGAUUCUGUGUCCCAUCAGCAAUGAGCUUUUGCAGAGGGGGGACACCUCCCACCCCAAUGACUGGGUACAAUAGAUUUUGCAGGGAGGGUGUCCUGCAAGGCGCUGGUCACAGGACUUCUGCAGGGGCAGAAGAGCAACAGUUGGCGAUCCAUACUAGUACAGUAGCUGGAGACACAGGGCAGGUGUGGAGAACAGUUUUCAGCCCGUUUUCAGGGCCGCAUUCCCUUCUGGGUAGCCUUCCGGGGGCUGCGUGCCAGUUGUGGUUGGAGCCAGAGGCUCAAAUGAGCAGAGCAAUGAAUAUAAUGUUUACCUUUGUACAGUAGGCUCCUUUGUACACGCACUCACGCUCCCCUUUACCCUCCAUCCAGGCAAGGAGAAGGACUGUCAGAGUUCAAGGACACAUUCGAGCCAGGCAAAAGCACUCUAGGAAGGCAUGAAGCAGAGCCGGUGAGGGGUGUGGCCUGAGGGGAGUCCCAAGGGCCAGCUGGAGAGGUCUGGAGGGCCACAUUCAGCCCCCGGGCCUGAGGCACUCCACCCCAACGUAGGCUCUACGCUGUGUAUCAUAAGCAUUUUACUUUGGACAUCCAGCUCCGCCUUGCCUCUUGCAAAUUAGAUAUUCAGCAGGUAUGGGGUUGCAAGAAGGUCAGGAGGAUUCCAAAAAGGACAGUGAUUUGACAAGGAGAAUUAGAGCAAGUUACAGAUGGGCAUUGGGUAUAUUUGUGAUAAUUUCCUGAAGUGCCCUGUUGACAGAUCCUUGUGGAGGGAAGGGUCUGGGCUCUGGGCUAGAGCACCUGCUUUGCUAGAGAGCUCAGAAGGCCACACAUUCUGUUCCUAGCUAUAGGGUUCCCCAGAUCAGAGCUUGGAAAAGUUACUUUUUUUAAACUACAACUCCCAUCAGCCCCAGCCAGCAUGGCCACUGAAUUGGGCUGAUGGGAGUUGUACUUCAAAAAAGUAACUUUUCCAAGCUCUGCCCCAGAUCUAAUCACUGCUUCUGGUUGAAGGCCUCCGCCAGUCAAGAAGGAACAGUGCCAGACUCUCUGUAACAGGGCUGUACCCUCCCAAUGUUGUUGCACUCCACUUCCCAUCAGCCCUUGCCAACAUGGCUAAAAGUGAGGGAUGAUGGGAGUUGUUGUCCAGAAAUAUCUAGAGCAGCCUUUCCCAACUGGUGUGCUUCCAGAUGUUGUUGGACCACAACUCCCUUCGGCCUCAGCCAUUGGCAGUGCUGGCUGAGACUGAUGGGAGUUGUGGUCCAGCAACAUCUGGAGGCACACUGGUUGGGAAAAGCUGGUCUAGAGGGUCGCAGGUGCCCCAGCCCUGUCCUGUGAGACGGCUUCAUGUGGGACAAGUUUACAAUGGGGUUCACCCUAUUCUGAGAGCGUUUCCCAUAGAAAAGAUUCCUACGGCUUGGGCCACUCUGGAGGACUACACAUCCCAGCAUGCAGUGCUCUCCACCUGUGUCUUGGCUUACUGCCCUUCUCGCUGCCUGAUGGGAGUUGUAGUCCUGAUAUCAUCUGUAAUGAAGGCCUUCAGUCUCAUGCUGUCAUGCAAAGGAUGGGGGGGGGGAGCAACUGCAGUAUUAAUGAAUGCAUUAAUUAACAAAUGCCCCAAUGGUUGGUGAAAAAAACCCUGCUUUGGUAACACAUUGGAAGUAUUUCUGUUGGGAUUGUUGCUUUUUUCUCUUUUGUACUGUCCUUUAACAUGUCGACGUAUCGUGACCAGAGACUUUUUUGUUUUGAUAGCGCCAAAGCUUAGACAUACUAGCCUUUGCAUAGGAAAUGAAUUUUAAAAGAGAAGGUAACAGUCUCCUAUCUGAAGAAACAAUCUCUUUCCUUUCCUAGUUCCAGGGUGAUGGUCUGAAGGCACAUGAGGCCACCACCAUCUUGCUGAAGCUAAGCAGGCCUGGUUGUGGACAGUGCCUGGAUGGGAGGCUACCUGUAAACCACACGUAGGCUGCCUUGGCUUCCAUGAUGGAAGGAAAGUGGGAUAUAACCGUAAGGAAACACAGAAAUGUCAGUAAUACCCAUAGGGCUUCCUCAUAAGUUUUUUUCAUGGAGAAAGGUCCAGCUAAAAGGGGGGAAAGAUAGCUUUAUUUAAGGCUACUUUCCUUUUUAUACUAGCCCCAUUGAUCUGAGAUGGCUUUAUCCACAGUUUCCUAAGCCAAGUCUAUAUUAUCACCCUCUGCAGAACGGGCAUAAUUGUACUGACCUGCCAUACAGGGGUGAUACUUAGGGUCAUACUUAGGGUGCUGGUUCGAUUUUGAUAAAAAUUAAUUGCUGCAGUGCCCUUCCUAAGAAGAGUGAUAAGAAAAAACUAGUCCAUCUGUUAAGCAAGUAAAGUUGCCAUCUCUUGAAAUAAAUUGUAAAAGAUCUGAGA
Molecule: messenger RNA, 6333 nt
Organism: Rhineura floridana
Lineage: Eukaryota; Metazoa; Chordata; Lepidosauria; Squamata; Rhineuridae
Gene: SMO
Product: smoothened, frizzled class receptor
Exons: 12
Coding region: 751-3285 (844 amino acids)
Biological process (GO): commissural neuron axon guidance; central nervous system development; smoothened signaling pathway
Cellular component (GO): cilium; dendrite; plasma membrane
Molecular function (GO): transmembrane signaling receptor activity; patched binding
Source: RefSeq, a predicted model, not a curated record